Molecule: messenger RNA, 2403 nt
Organism: Pestalotiopsis fici W106-1
Lineage: Eukaryota; Fungi; Ascomycota; Sordariomycetes; Amphisphaeriales; Sporocadaceae
Exons: 2
Coding region: 1-2403 (800 amino acids)
Biological process (GO): long-chain fatty acid biosynthetic process; sphingosine biosynthetic process; ceramide catabolic process
Cellular component (GO): extracellular region
Molecular function (GO): N-acylsphingosine amidohydrolase activity
Source: RefSeq, a predicted model, not a curated record
AUGCGUCCUACUAUACGUUCUGAGAAGGCUGGCCCCUCCCAUAGAGUCAAGGACUAUGUUCGUGGUGUCUGGUAUCAGCAACAAUGGGGUUCGGCGGAGCCUGCUCGAGAGCCAACGAGGAGGGUGUUUUUAUGGGUGGUUAUGAUCAUUCUCGUGCCACUCUUGUUAUUCGCUAUUUUGCUCCCGACUGGCCUGAGCCACAGGUUAAACAUUUGGAGUGGGAUAUACGGCCAUACCUCAACCGCCAAUGCUGAAGCUGCGCAACACCCAUUAGAGGGUCAUCUGGAUGAGGCAGGCCGAUACCUUCUGGGUGUGGGAAAGGCGGAUAUCACUGGUCCAUGUGUCGAAAUCAACAUGAUGGGGUAUGCCGACCCGAAUCAACUAGGCACAGGCCUUCGGCAGCGCCUUUAUUCCCGAGCUUUUAUAGUUGCCGAUCCGGGACGGCCGGCUGACCGCUUUGUCUAUCUCGUCCUGGAUACACAAUCCGGUGAUACGGCUGUUCGUUACGGUAUAUUGUCGGGGCUACAGGGACUGGGAGCCGAGUACGCCGACUAUGGCCAUCACAACUUGGCCGUCACGGGGACACAUUCCCACUCUGGACCCGGCGCAUGGCUGAACUAUCUCCUUCCUCAGAUAACAAGCAAAGGCUUUGACAAGCAGAGCUAUCGUGCCAUUGUUGACGGUGCCAUUUUGUCAAUCCGCCGUGCACACGAGAGUCUCGAUCGUGGCCAUCUGAGUGUCGGCUCGACCAAGGUGUUUGGCGCCAAUAUCAAUCGCAGCCUGUUUUCGUACCUCAAUAACCCAGCAGAGGAACGACAACGCUAUAAUAUCAGUAGUGCAGAUGACGGAUCCGUGGAGAAGGAUUUGACUCUACUCAAGUUUACCCGUGCAUCCGAUGGCAAGGAUAUCGGUGUACUCACAUGGUUUCCCACCCAUGGCACCUCCAUGCUUGGCAACAAUACUUUAAUCACUGGAGACAACAAGGGUGUGGCUGCAUCCCUUUUCGAGCAGAGUGUAAAGGCCGGUCAUAACGCUGCAGAGAACUUUGUAGCCGGGUUUUCACAGGCAAGCGUGGGCGAUACCAGUCCAAAUGUCUUGGGUGCGUGGUGCGAAGACGGGACUGGUCAAAUGUGCAGUUUUGAGAAUAGCACCUGUAGUGAUGGAAAGACCCAGAAAUGCCAUGCCCGGGGGCCCUUCUUUCGGGCAAACGACGAAGGAACUUCUUCAUGCUACGAGAUUGGCAGGCGCCAGUUCGAAUCAGCACGGAAGUUGUACGAUGAAUCUGAAAAGUUGUCACCCAUCCAUGGAUCUUGGGUAAAAACAUUUCACAGAUUUCACAACAUGUCCAAUUUCCAUUUCCAGCUGCCGAAUGGCACUGAGGUCGAGACAUGCCCGGCAGCGUUGGGCUAUUCUUUCGCCGCUGGAACGUCGGACGGUCCUGGGGCAUUUGACUUUACGCAACAUGAUGGUGGCCCCAAUACCACCUCACCUGUGUGGAAAGUUGUGUCUGGGUUACUCAAAGCACCGACCAAAGAGCAAAAGAUUUGUCAUGGAUCCAAACCAAUUCUACUGGACGUCGGCGAGAUGACUUCACCUUACCUGUGGACACCGAAUGUUGUCGAUGUACAAGUCUUUCGUGUGGGACAGCUGGUCAUUGUCGUCAGUCCUGGUGAAGCAACAACCAUGGCUGGCCGACGCUGGAAGGAAGCGGUUGGUGAUAAGGUUGUGUCAAUGUCAGGCUCAACUACACCACCCGUCGUUGUUCUCGGAGGACCUGCCAAUAGCUAUACUCACUACAUUACGACCGAGGAAGAAUACGAGAUACAACGGUAUGAAGGUGCCAGUACGCUGUAUGGGCCGCACACCCUUGCAGCUUACAUCAACGUGACUCUGUCCCUUGUUCCAUACAUCAGCGCAUCAUCCACUAGGCUACCGUCGCCAGGACCAAGUCCUCCUGACAACAGCAACCGAAGUCUCAAUUUCAUUCCCGGUGUGGUGUAUGACAGGCCGCCAUUGUUCAAGAAGUUUGGAGACGUAAUCACUGAUGUGGAUGACACUGACAUUCACCGGGGGUCUUCUGUGUCGGCUGUUUUUGUUGGCGCCAACCCGCGCAACAAUCUCAGAUUGGAACGGAGCUACGCGGUCGUGGAGAAACUCAUUGAAACGGAGGGAUCGAUGAAGCAAAAGUGGCAGACUGUUCGCGACGACAGCAAUUGGCACCUCGUAUUUCGAUGGCGUCGGACGAGCGAGUUGCUCGCGACAAGCGAGGUUACCGUGACCUGGGAAACGGAAGAGUGGGCAGAACCUGGCACAUAUAGACUUCGAUAUUUUGGUGACGCCAAGAGUUUGUCUGGUUCUUUAACUGAAUUCGAAGGUGUCAGUGGGGAGUUCAUGCUAUCAUAA